Molecule: messenger RNA, 4757 nt
Organism: Leptosomus discolor (cuckoo roller)
Lineage: Eukaryota; Metazoa; Chordata; Aves; Leptosomiformes; Leptosomidae
Source: RefSeq, a predicted model, not a curated record
UGCCUUCCCUCAUGCAGGUGACAGCCACAGAUGCAGACAGUGGCACGUUUGGCUCCCUGUCCUACUCCAUCGGUUCUGGCAUUGGCAGUGUUGUCCCCACGCAGUUCAGCAUCGACAAGCACACGGGGCAGCUGUGCACUGUGCAGCCUCUGGAUCGUGAUGAGGGCACGUCUGCCUACGAUUUCACCAUCACUGCUGUCGAUGGGGGUGGCCUGAACUCCAUGGUGUACGUGAAGGUUUUCCUGGAGGACAUAAACGACAACCGGCCGGUGUUUUACCCGCUGGAGUAUGCUGCCAGCAUCAGCACACAGAGCAUGCCGGGUACCGCUGUGCUGCGUGUCACUGCCCACGACAAGGAUGAGGGGCUGAACGGGAGAGUGACCUACCGCAUUGUCCUGGGAAACUCACCCCCUCUCUUCUCCCUCAACAAGGACACAGGUGUCAUCUCCCUCUCAUGGUCUCUGAGUGGUAAAGCCAACACCCUGGUGCAGCUCGUGAUCUCUGCACAAGAUGGUGGGGGCCUCCAGGCACAGCCAAACGCCCGGGUGAACAUCAGCAUCGUGGAGGGCACGGUCUCACCCCCUGUCUUUGAGCAAGCUCAGUACUUCUUCACAGUGCCUGAGGACAUGCUGCAGGGUGCCAAUGUGGGGGCUGUCCGGGCCCAGAACCCUCCAGGUCAUGCCGAUGACAUCUUUUAUUCCAUCUCCUCGGGGGAUCCUCAUGGCUACUUUUCCAUCGACUCUGCCUCCGGGCAGCUCCGCACCAGCCUGCCCCUUGAUCACGAGUCCCAGGCAGUCCUCAUUCUGGAUGUCCAGGCCCGAAGCGGUUCACCUCCUGCCUAUAGCAACACCCGUGUGAAAAUCUCUGUGUCAGAUGUGAAUGACAACGUGCCGGUGUUCCCAGCCCCUUCCGACUCCAUCCUGCUGCCGGAGGCCACGGAACCUGGGACCACAGUGUACACUUUGCAGGCAGAGGACCAUGACAGUGGUGCCAACGGUCAGGUGAAUUUUGAGCUGGUGUCAGGAGGUGAUGGCACCUUCAGUGUGGAGCGCUCCUCGGGGGCAGUGCGACUGAUCGGGGCCCUGCAAUAUGAAGCCAGCGCAGCCUACCGGCUGGCCAUUGUGGCCCGAGAUGGUGGCGUUCCCCAGCUCAGCUCCACGUUCACGCUGCUGGUGCAUGUGCAAGCCGAGCAUGACAACGGGCCCAUCUUUGACACACUCACGUACCGCGUGGAGGUGCAGGAAGGUGUGCCGGUCUCCACCCGCUUCCUGCAGGUGCGGGCCCUGGCACGCGAUGCAGAAUCCGUGACCCUUACCUACCACUUGCGUGCAGACGGGGAUGCAGCCAGCUUCGGCAUCGUGCCUGAGAGCGGCUGGCUGUACGUCAAAAGCGCGCUGGACCGGGAGACGCGGGACCUGUACGUGCUCACAGUGCUGGCCUCGGCGGGAGGCAGCGGUGCAGGGGGGGAAGCCCGGAAAACAGGCACCAGCACUGUACGGAUCAGCAUCACCGAUGAGAACGACAACAGCCCCCGGCUGAGCGAGGAGCGUUACUUUUUCACUGUUCCUGAGAAUCAGGCUCCUGGUAGCAGCGUGGGGAGGGUGAUGGCAAGCGACCGGGAUGCUGGACAGAACAGCCGGCUCACCUACCGCCUGCUCCAGCACGAUCCGAACUUCCUUAUCCACACGCAGACAGGGGAGCUCAGCACCAAGCGUAGCCUGGACCGGGAGCAGCAGUCCAGCUACCAGCUCUUGGUGAUCGUGCAGGAUGGGGGAGCACCACCCCGCAGUGCCACAGGAACCGUCUAUGUCACCGUGCUGGAUGAGAACGACAAUGCUCCUGCUUUUCUUCACGUGGCCAGUGGUCAGGAGCUGCCCGUGCAGGUGCUGGAAGAGAAGCCAUCGGGACUUCUAGUCGCCUCCCUGCAGGCCAAGGACCCUGACGAGGGUGAGAACGGGACCAUCAUCUACUCACUGAUAGGAGCCUGGGCAGAGCGUUUCACGCUGCACAUGGCUACUGGAGAGCUGCGGACCGCCACAGUUCUACGCCGCUCUGACCGCGCCGAGUACGUCUUCACUGCGACCGCCAGUGACCGGGGCACGGUGCCUCGCAGUACGUCGGCCAUCAUUCGCAUUCAGGUACUGCCGUCCUCCCGAGUGCUGCCACGGCCUGAUGCCACUGUGCUGACCCUGCACCCGCUCGAGGGGGUCAAGCCGGGGUCUGUGAUCGGCUCAGUGGCACCCCCAGAUGCCCCCGCACGAGGACAGCUGACCUACACAGUGGUAGGAGGUGGUGGGGAUGGCACCUUUGUGGUUGACAGUGUGACGGGGGAGAUUUACGCCGCCCAGGAACUGGACUAUGAAGCUGGGGCACGGCACGUGCUUCAGGUGAGCGCUGAGGACACGCGGCACGGCUAUCCCUCCAGCCGACUGGUGCUGGUACAGAUCCACGUACAGGACUGCAAUGACCAGGCGCCCACCUUCCCUGAAGACCCCAUCACCAUCGUGGUGCCCGAGAAUGCCCAGGCUGGCUCGUCCAUCUUCACCUUCCAGGCGCUGGAUGGGGAUGGCGUGGGUCCCAAUAGCCAAGUGCGCUACGCCCUGCUGCACCAGGAGCCCCCCGGGGCUCCCUUCCAGCUUGAUGGCCGCUCAGGGCUGCUGACCCUUCGCCAGGGCCUUGACCGGGAGGCAGCUGCCUCCUUCCUCCUGGUGGUGGAGGCCACGGACCAGGCCCGCAACGUCAGCCAGCCCCCCGUGUUCCUCCCCCCCGCGGCCGUCAGCGUCAUGGAGGACCAGCCGACAGGGUUCGUGGCGCUGCAUGUGGUGGCCCAGGACAACGAUUUGGGAGAGAACGGGCGCGUGAGCUACUUGUUGCGAGCAGGCAACAGUGACGGCCGCUUCCACCUCAACCCCAGCACUGGCGCGCUCUCCGUUGUGCGGGCCCUGAACCGGGAGGAGGUGGUGCAGCACAACCUGACGGUGGUGGCCAUGGAUCACGGUUUCCCGCGCCGCUCCGCCACACAGUUACUGUCCGUGCUGGUGCUGGACGUCAACGAUGAGGCUCCCACUUUUGAGAAACCUGAGUAUGAAGCGCACAUCAUGGAGAACUUACCGGCUGGCAGCCCUGUGCUGCAGGUGCUGGCCACGGACCGGGACCUGGGUGCCAACGGGCAGGUCUCCUACGGGGGUCUCUCUGGGGGGCCAUUCUCCAUCCACUCGCAGACGGGGCUUAUCGUCACCACACGUGCCCUGGACCGCGAGGAGCAGGAACAGCACGUGCUGAUGGUCUACGCACGGGAUGGUGGCCUGCCCCCCAACCUCUCGAAGGCAACAGUGCGGAUAACAGUAGGGGAUGAGAAUGAUCACGCGCCGCACCUCGAGAGCGAGUCCUGCUCUGUGGAGGUCCCCGAGAACCAAAGCCGCGUGGCUCUCUACACCCUGCGGGCCACCGAUCCCGACGGAGGCGAGAACGGGCGCUUGGAAUACCGCGUGGCAGAUGGAGACCCCGGGCAGGAUUUCAGCCUAGACCCAGUCUCCGGUGUCCUCUCCACUGCACGUGCCCUUGACCGGGAGCAAGUUGCUGCCUACAGCCUCACAGUGGUGGUGCAAGACCACGGCACCCCACCGCGCAGUGCCACCAUGUCAGUGAACGUGCGGGUGUUGGACCUAAAUGACAACGCGCCUGGUUUUGCUCAGGCCGCCUAUGUGGUGGAGGUGCCAGAGGACUUGCCUGUUGGUGCCCUGGUGCUGCAGCUGGUGGCGGAGGACCCCGACGAGGGCACCAAUGGGCAGGUCUCUUACUACCUGGGCAACGAGUCACUCGGCAUGUUCCAGGUCGAGCCGCAGAGUGGGCGCAUCAGAAGUGCCCAGGCGCUGGACCGGGAGCGCCAGCCCAGUUACAGCUUCCUGGCCAAGGCUGUGGACUCAGCACCAUGGGAGCCCAAGAGCGCCGCUGUGCGUGUCACCGUCACGGUGCGGGAUGUCAAUGACCAUGCCCCUGCCUUUCUGCACAGCCCGCUCACCGUCAACCUGUCCCGCCACACGCCGCUCAAGCAGCUCGUGGCCACCAUGAGGGCAGAGGACAGGGAUGGAGGUGCCAAAGCAUCCAUACUCCAGCGCCGGCGCACGCUCUUCAUCCUGGCCACAGACCUGGGCCAACCGGCGCUCUCCUCUACCGGCGUGGUGGUGAUCCAUGUGCAGGAAGAGCCCUACCGGGGGCUGCGCUUUCCUCGCAGCACCAGUGAUGUGGCCCUGCCAGAAAAUGCUGCCCCAGGCACUGCUGUGGCAAGCAUCCAGGCUGUGCACACAGGGGGCUCCUCCGGGCGCAUCACCUACAGCAUCGUCAGUGGCAAUGAGAAGAAUACUUUCCUUAUCCAGCCCGGUUCAGGUGCCAUCUCUGUUCAGGACUCCAGCAGCCUGGAUUUCGAGGCCAGCCCCCGGCUGCGCCUGGUGGUCCAGGCAGAGACAGCAGCUUCCUUCGGCUUCAUGGCCAUAAACCUUAACCUGCAAGAUGUGAAUGACAACUUGCCACGCUUCCAGCUGCAGAACUACGUGGCAUUCAUCUGGGAGUCACAGAGCUACGACUCGCCCGUCAUCCAGGUCCUGGCAGAUGAUCUGGAUCAGGGAGCGAAUGGGCAGGUGACCUACGCCAUCAACCAGUCCCUGCCGAUGACGGGUUUGUACCACAUCGAUCCUCAGACGGGCACUAUCACUACUGCUGCCAUCCUGGACAGGGAGAUCUGGUCCCAGACCCGGUGA